CACAACCUCACUGCAACACAACGCAACCUCACUGCAACACAACACAACCUCACUGCAACACAACACAACCUCACUGCAACACAACACAACCUUCACUACUACUCAACACAACCUCACUGCAACACAUCAAGACAACCUCACUGCAACACAUCAAGACAACCUCACUGCAACACAACACAACCUCACUGCAACACAACACAACCUUCACUACUACUCAACACAACCUCACUGCAACACAACAACACAACCUCACUGCAACACAUCAACACAACCUCACUGCAACACAACAUAACCUCACUGCAACACAACACAACCUCACUGCAACACAACAUAACCUCAUUGCAACACAACACAACCUCACUGCAACACAACACAACUUUCACUACUACUCAACACAACCUCACUGCAACACAUCAACACAACCUCACUGCAACACAACACAACCUCACUGGAACACAACACAACCUCACUGCAACACAACACAACCUCACUGCAACACAACACAACCUCACUGGAACACAACACACCCUCACUGCAACACAACACCACCUCACUGCAACACAACACAACCUCACUGGAACACAACACAACCUUCACUGCAAGUUCUUUUCGGUCAGCAUGAACUAUCCGUGAGUUAUAAAAGAUUGCAUCAUUUUCAACAACCAAACUAUACACCCACAUACACACCCACAUACACACCCACAUACACACCCACAUAAAGACCUACGUUACACACCCACAUACAGACCUACGUUACACACCCACCUACAGACCCACAUACAGACCUACGUUACACACCCACAUACAGACCUACGUUACACACCCACCUACAGACCCACAUACAGACCUACGUUACACACCCACAUACAGACCUACGUUACACACCCACAUACAGACCCACAUACAGACCUACGUUACACACCCACCUACAGACACACAUACAGACCUACGUUACACACCCACAUACAGACCCACAUACAGACCUACGUUACACACCCACCUACAGACACACAUACAGACCUACGUUACACACCCACAUACAGACCUACGUUACACACCCACAUACAGACCUACGUUACACACCCACCUACAGACCUACGUUACACACCCACAUACAGACCUACGUUACACACCCACCUACAGACACACAUACAGACCUACGUUACACACCCACAUGCAGACCUACGUUACACACCCACGUACAGACCUACGUUACACACCCACCUACAGAUCUACGUUACACACCCACGUACAGACCUACGUUACACACCCACAUACAGACCUACGUUACACACCCACAUACAGACCUACGUUACACACCCAUAUACAGACCUACGUUACACACCCACCUACAGACCUACGUUACACACCCACCUACAGACCUACGUUACACACCCACAUACAGACCUACGUUACACACCCACCUACAGACCUACGUUACACACCCAUAUACAGACCUACGUUACACACCCACCUACAGACCUACCUUACACACCCACCU
Messenger RNA from Biomphalaria glabrata, 1501 nucleotides. RefSeq lists its product as uncharacterized. The record is from RefSeq and is a predicted model, not a curated record. Lineage: Eukaryota; Metazoa; Mollusca; Gastropoda; Planorbidae. The annotation marks the transcript as partial. The transcript has a single exon.